This is a messenger RNA of Schistocerca nitens (vagrant locust), 1071 nucleotides long. RefSeq names its product unconventional myosin-Va-like. Bases 76 to 1071 code for a protein of 331 amino acids. Gene Ontology annotation, molecular function: GTPase binding. Lineage: Eukaryota; Metazoa; Arthropoda; Insecta; Orthoptera; Acrididae. The transcript has 5 exons. The record is from RefSeq and is a predicted model, not a curated record.
UGUAAGUGUGGCAAUAAAAAAAAAGUGACAAGAAAGAAGAGAGUGCCAAGAAAGAAGGAGAGCAUUUAUCAAGGCAUGUUUGAAUUUCACAAGAAGGAUGUUCAACGAAUUGUUUGGCAUCUGAUAUUUGAGUUGAAGCCAUGUAUUGCUGUAACACUAUUGCCAGAACUGCCUGCCUACGUUCUGUUCAUGUGCAUUAGGCACACAGACUAUACAAAUGAUGAUGAGAAACUAUGGUCACUGCUUACAGCAACUGUCAACACCAUCAAGAAAGUUAUGAAGGAAAGACAUGAUGAUAUAGAUACAAUGGUUUUGUGGCUGACAAAUACUGUGAGACUUCUGAAUAAUUUGAAACAGUAUAGUAGAGACAGAAAAUUCCAGACUGUAAAUACUCGCAGACAGAAUGAACGGUGUCUAAGGAAUUUUUAUCUCUCUGAAUACAAACAAGUUCUUUACAAUACUACUGUAGAAAUCUACCAGAGUCUUACUGGGCACAUACAAGAAAAGGUACGUCCAUUGGUGGUGCCAGCUAUUCUUGAACAUGAACCAAAACGGAGCUUGUCAAGUAUACAGCCAUUGGAGACACUCUUGCAGGAAUUAAAUUCUAUUCAUAAAAUUAUGCAGUGCCAUAGUGUUGACUCAGAGAUUAUUCUCCAGAUAUUUAGGCAGAUUUUUUACUUCAUCUGUGCCAUUUCACUGAAUAACCUACUGCUUCGAGAGGAUUUGUGUCAUUUGACUAAAGGGUGGCAGAUAAGGCGUAAUCUGUCACAUCUUGAACAGUGGUGGUGUGACACAACAAGAAAGUCAUUGCCCGUCUUCUCAAUAAAUUUUUUGAAGGUUACAGUUGUUUGUUUAUGUCACUUUUUACAAAUGUAUCUAACUUUUGCAGGGAAUGUUGAGGAAAUGUCAAAUCCAGUAACAGUGUUGUCUUUGUUUGAUGAACUCAGUGAUGCAGAGGAGGAUCUCAUCUUGUCUGAUGAUUCUGAAGGUGAACAACACAAUUUACUCCUCAGAGAUCACCAUUCAACUACUGGGCAAGAGAUUUCAAAGGAUAAAGAAGAGGAGUUUUAA